Molecule: messenger RNA, 1135 nt
Organism: Lactuca sativa (garden lettuce)
Lineage: Eukaryota; Viridiplantae; Streptophyta; Magnoliopsida; Asterales; Asteraceae
Product: pathogenesis-related thaumatin-like protein 3.5
Source: RefSeq, a predicted model, not a curated record
AUGGCGUUUUUGCAUUUCUUUCUCGUAGUUAUUUCUUCUUGCGGUGUUGACGCAAUGGUUUUUACAUUGCAAAACAGAUGCAACAAGACCAUAUGGCCGGGGAUCCAAGCAUCUGGAGGACAACCGCUACUCAUGGAAGGUGGUCUUGAGCUGAAACCUCUACAAUCAAGGAAUUUAACAGCACCAAAAGGAUGGUCCGGCAGGUUUUGGGGUCGAACUGGAUGCACAUUCAAUGUUUAUGGUUUGGGAACAUGCACCACCGGUGAUUGUGGAAGUGGUAUCUACUGUAAUGGUGCCGGCGGUGAACCCCCAGCUUCUCUAGCAGAGUUCACCCUCGACAGCCCUGUGGAUUUCUAUGAUGUGAGCCUGUUAGACGGAUACAACAUUCCCAUCUCGAUAAUUCCACAGGAUGACUCUGGCCUUUGUCCCAGUGUUAGAUGUGACACGGAUUUGAACUUACAUUGUCCGCCUAAUUUGCUAGUUAGAGGGGAUCGUGGACAGAUUGUUGCAUGUAAAAGUGCAUGCACGGCGUUUCAGUCGCCGGAAUUUUGUUGUACUGGGCAGUUUCAAAAUCCAAAUAGAUGCAAACCAACAAAAUACUCGCAGUAUUUCAAGCGGGCUUGCCCGACUUCCUUUACCUAUGCUUUUGACGAUAUGACUAGUACUUUUACCUGCCGAGAAUCAGAUUACGUGAUCAGGUUCUGUUGAUAUCUUUACAAGCAUGUAUCAUUUCUAAUUCUUCACCUGAAUGAUAAGAUUACAGCAAAAUAAAAUAUGAUUACGUUGUAGAUCCUUGAGAAUUGUUACUGCAUUAAUUAUUACUGGAGUUGCUUUUACAAUCCAAACUAAUGGAUUUAUUUUUUUAGUUAUAUAUUUUUUUAAUAAUAUUCAAUAUUAACGUGGAUGUGAAAGUCAUUGCCCAAUACUUUUAUGAUGUAAUCUUUAAAAUAGAAGCAAUGCAAAUAAUAUGUACUAUAUAUUGAUGGUUUAUGGGUGAAUGAUCACCGGUGAGGCUUGGAAUUUCUUUUCGGCAAAGUUUCAUGAUCCUACGUAUAAUGGUCCCAAAUAGAUUUGUAACAAAUUUAAAAGAAUCUCCAUGUAAUAAAUUUUAAAAAGUCUUCUUUAAAGAUAGGGC